CUCUCUAACACUCUUUCAAAGCAACCACUCCAUUUCUCCUUUAUUUCACUCACUGUCUCUGUUCUAUUCUGUCUAACCCAGUAACACUUCUGCAAACACCCCCACCCUCCCCCUUUAGUCUCUAUAUCUUCCUUGCUCGUGCUGAUCCUCCCUUGUGUAACAGUGCCCAGUGCUGGAUUACUGAGAUCUGACGCUGCUGAGACAGGCGGCUGUUGCAGGCUUUGACCAGAAUGGUGAGGUGGUUCCACCCCAACAUUACCGGAAUCGAGGCAGAGCAGCUUCUGUUGACCCGGGGAGGCCACGGCAGUUUCUUGGCCCGGCCCAGCAAGAGCAACCCAGGGGAUUUUACCCUUUCUGUCAGGCGUAACGAUGAGGUGACCCACAUUAAAAUCCAGAACUCGGGUGACUACUAUGACCUGUAUGGAGGCGAGAAGUUUGCCACACUGGCCGAGCUGGUGCAGUAUUACACAGAACAACAGGAUCUCCUGCGUGAAAGGAACGGUCAUGUCAUCGAGCUCAAAUACCCGCUAAACUGCAAGGACCCUACCUCAGAGAGGUGGUACCACGGUCACCUCUCUGGGCGAGAUGCAGAGAAACUGCUCACAGACAAAGGCAAGGCUGGCAGUUUCCUGGUACGGGAGAGCCAGAGUAAACCAGGCGACUUUGUCCUCUCAGUUCUUACCAAUGAAGAGAAACAUGAAAAUGUGGAUCGCAAGACCAAGGUCACACAUGUUAUGAUACGCUAUCAGCAGGACUGUAAAUAUGAUGUGGGCGGAGGAGAGCGGUUUGAUACCCUUGCUGAUCUGGUGGAUCACUACAAGAAGAAUCCCAUGGUGGAGAAAAGUGGCAUUGUAGUGCACCUCAAACAGCCAUUCAAUGCCACACGGAUUAAUGCCGCAAACAUUGAGAAUCGAGUGCGGGAGCUCAACAAAGUAGCAGACAACUCUGAGAAGCCAAAGCAAGGAUUCUGGGAAGAAUUUGAGGUUCUCCAGCAACAGGAGUGCAAACUGCUGUAUCCCCGGAAAGAAGGCCAGAAGCCAGAAAACAAGAGUAAAAACAGAUACAAGAAUAUCCUCCCCUUUGACACAACUCGUGUUGAAAUCAGGGAAAGUGAUCCAGAUGUCCCUGGUUCAGACUACAUCAAUGCCAACUACAUCAGAAGUAAGCACGAAGAGGGGCGCCAUAUGGAGGAGGGCAAAGUUUAUAUCGCCACCCAGGGAUGCCUUCAGAAUACAGUCAAUGACUUCUGGAAAAUGGUGUAUCAGGAGAACACACACGUAAUCGUCAUGACCACAAAGGAAAUAGAGAGAGGACGGAACAAAUGUGUCCGUUAUUGGCCGGACCUUAAUGCCACCAAGGAGUUUGGGAAGGUGUUAGUGAGGAACAUGGAUGAACGUCCAGCACAAGACUAUAUCCUGAGGAAACUGGAGGUGACACGUCUGGACCGGAAAGAGCCUCUGAGGUAUAUCUGGCACUAUCAGUACCUGAGCUGGCCGGACCACGGUGUACCCAAUGAGCCUGGAGGUGUGCUCUGGUUCCUAGAAGAGGUCAAUCGCACACAAAGCACCAUUCCAGACAGUGGUCCUAUUGUCGUCCAUUGCAGUGCAGGCAUCGGCAGGACAGGAACCAUUAUCGUCGUAGACAUUCUCAUCGAUAUCAUUAAUCGCCAUGGUCUAGAUUGUGACAUCGACAUCCCUAAGACGAUCCAGAAGGUACGGCAGCAGAGGUCAGGCAUGGUGCAAACAGAGGCCCAGUAUAAGUUCAUCUACAUGGCUGUGCAGCAGCACAUAGACACGGCUCAGAAGAGACUGGAGGAGGAACAGCGGAAUAAGAUGAAGGAAAGGGAAUAUUCCAAUAUCAAAUAUCCCCAGAUGACCAACUCGCGAUCCAAACCCAGCAUUGCAUCCUCACGCUCUUCUUCUGUGUUGACAAAUGACGAUUCGUCGAGUGUGUACGAGAACAUACACUUUAAAAGCCCGCAGACGUCUUUUAGCAGCAACUCCAGGAGGUAAAACCAUCGGGAGCUCCUCAUUUCUGUUUGCCUCUUAUUUCAGUCAAAGUGUUGCAUCGUCAGCACCUGAAAAUCCCUUGGAGGGGGAGGGGGAGGAGGAGGAGGGGGAGUGGCGCUCUGACCGCACCCCACCACAGUGGACGCUGUGAAGAUGGCAAGCUUACUCCUGCUCAGCUGAUCUUCUCUGUCUGGAGUAGAACUUCUACCUCCAUGGAGAGGAGGACUCUGCAGCAGAGUGUCUGUGCUCAGGGCCUCUGUCCCCCAAACUUUCUCUCCACUGUGCCCCAGCCCUCUCUCUCUCUCUCUCUCUCUCUCUCU
Messenger RNA from Solea senegalensis (Senegalese sole), 2329 nucleotides. It is a transcript of the gene ptpn11b, whose product is annotated as protein tyrosine phosphatase non-receptor type 11b. The coding region runs from base 231 to 2012 and encodes 593 amino acids. Lineage: Eukaryota; Metazoa; Chordata; Actinopteri; Pleuronectiformes; Soleidae. Gene Ontology annotation, molecular function: protein tyrosine phosphatase activity. The record is from RefSeq and is a predicted model, not a curated record. Gene Ontology annotation, biological process: protein dephosphorylation. The transcript has 16 exons.